AUGGAGAGUGGCGGGGGUGAUCAUCAGGAUCCCUCGCCAGGUCGCCCUGAUGCCCCGCGAAUGGCGAACCUGGAAUCUCGCCAGCGCAUACUUGAAGUACGAACGGAACGACUGGAGAGAGCCAUUGCCCGACUGCACAGGCUCAUUGACGCGAACUCAGCGUUCUAUGAACGGUCCCAGGGUAUGACAGCCAUGAUUUCAAGCACGGUAACCGACACAGAGUCACAGCAGCGACACCAUUCUCAAGCUGUGGGCGUACCUCAUCUGAGAAGAAUGACAGGUCUAACAGAUGAUGGAUCCAGUCUUGGUCGGGGACCGCAAGCGUCGCCCACACCGUCCUCUGCAAACCCAUCUAUGCCUGGAGCAUUUCCAUAUGACGACGUGAUUGCAGAGAAUGACUCUCCACACGUAUUGAGAGAGUCCUUGAGAGAGUCCAUGCGAUCUCUUCACCAGACUAUCUUCGCUCUCCAAGGCCAGGCGGGCCGUGGAGCAGAACCACCCACUUCUCCUCGGCACAAACCGGAGUGCUCAAGCUGUUUCGAAGAGAUCGAGGAGCCCGCUUACGUUAGUUCUUGCUUGCACACCUAUUGCGUGGAAUGUCUGCGAGAACUCUUUCUGCGAGCAACUCGUGAUGAAUCAGUGUUCCCGGCUCGCUGCUGCGGUAUCGAGUUUCGAUACGAGACUAUCCGCUUGGUGCUCACCCAUCACGAACUCCAAGAGUACGAUCUUCACGCCGAAGAGUACACUGCGAGUCCUCGUGUCUACUGUGCUGAACCCACUUGCUCUACGUUCAUCCGUCCUUCGGCUAUCAAGAACGAGCAUGGCACCUGUUCAAGAUGCCACAAGAAAACCCACAUCACUUGCAAGGCUCUAGCCCACCCAGGUCGCGAAUGCCCUGUUGACGAAGCCCAGAAAAGUGUGAUCAAUCUGGCGGAAAAGAACAACUGGCGACGCUGCUAUCAUUGUCAUGCUAUUGUUGAGCUUCGCUAUGGGUGUAACGAGGUCCGAUGUCGAUGCGGACACACCUUUUGCUACCAAUGCGGCUCCAAGUGGAAGACAUGCGAGUGCCAAAACCUGUAUCGACACAAUACCCCAAUGACUGAUCAACCUCUGCAAUGGUCCAUGUUCUUAACGCCAGGAGAUCUCAUUGGAGCGCCUGUCCCGCAAGCCAACCCGUUCACCACCACCCCAUCAUCAUUCCCGAUGGAGAUGCCAACUCUGGAAACGACAUUGCGACAACUUCGACGAGGAGUUCCCCCACAGAUCCCUCCUACCGCACCGGUUUCAGAUCCCACACCUCCAUUCACAUGCGAAGAUCACCGUGAAGCGACGUGGACUUCAAGAGGCGGCCGAAUGUUCCGGUGCUCAAUCUGUUCUGUAUUUCCACCCCAGAUCUUUGAGUGCGAUGCUUGCCAUAUGCGGGUUUGCAGUACUUGUUCAACAAUCCUGUCAAUCGGGUCUCCCACCAAGAAUCCUGAUUUGCAGACAGAGCCGGGGAAUAAAGUCACGAAAGAGCCCGAGGAUGAAGAGGAACUCUAG
Penicillium diatomitis is the source of this 1539-nucleotide messenger RNA. RefSeq names its product E3 ubiquitin-protein ligase. The coding region runs from base 1 to 1539 and encodes 512 amino acids. The record is from RefSeq and is a predicted model, not a curated record. NCBI's taxonomy places the organism in Eukaryota, Fungi, Ascomycota, Eurotiomycetes, Eurotiales, Aspergillaceae. Gene Ontology annotation, biological process: ubiquitin-dependent protein catabolic process; protein polyubiquitination; positive regulation of proteasomal ubiquitin-dependent protein catabolic process. Gene Ontology annotation, cellular component: cytoplasm; ubiquitin ligase complex. The transcript has 2 exons. Gene Ontology annotation, molecular function: ubiquitin protein ligase activity; ubiquitin conjugating enzyme binding; zinc ion binding.